UUUUCAAAAGACACCACAAGAGUGGCUGGGAUGAGAAUUGCUUCAUGGCCAUUACUAAAACCGUGUCGAUCGCAGACCCCUUAGAACCCCUAUCCAAAUCAUUCCCGAAACCCCAGAAUACAUCACAGAAAGAGCACAUACCCCAUCCGCAAGCUUUCCGCCCAUCCAUCUUCCCCACAAUCUUACGCAGGAACAGCAAGGUACAUCUUAUACAGCUUAGCACGCCUCGGGCGCCUUACCCAACAUCAACACCUUGCAUGUUCGCACAAGGUGGGGGGCCCUAAAGUAUACUCAGUAGCAAACACUAGGGACCCAACGCGCUUCUUCGCCGCAUAGUUAGAAGAAUACGAGGCUUUGCAGAUCUCGUCGC
This is a messenger RNA of Trematosphaeria pertusa, 370 nucleotides long. RefSeq lists its product as uncharacterized. The record is from RefSeq and is a predicted model, not a curated record. The transcript has a single exon. NCBI's taxonomy places the organism in Eukaryota, Fungi, Ascomycota, Dothideomycetes, Pleosporales, Trematosphaeriaceae. The coding region runs from base 45 to 284 and encodes 79 amino acids.